Messenger RNA from Bombina bombina (fire-bellied toad), 4640 nucleotides. RefSeq names its product RUN domain containing 3B (gene RUNDC3B). Lineage: Eukaryota; Metazoa; Chordata; Amphibia; Anura; Bombinatoridae. The record is from RefSeq and is a predicted model, not a curated record.
CCUCAUGAUCACGCCUCAUGUGCUGCUGCCUGUGACUUGGGUGAGAUCAGUCUAAGUCGGAGCCUGUCAGUGAGACUGGGAGGUGCAGAGUUGACUUAUCAGCCUGUCUGUGCUACUGCUGGAUGGCUCAUUAGACAGGACAAUAACUCCGCAGACAAAGGGAAGAAGUGGUACUGGAGGAUGGCUUCCCUCAGCCUAGGGCUCAGCCUGUCUAGGAAGAAAAAUGCCUCAAGGAAUGCUGCAGUGGAGAGGAAGAAUCUUAUUACAGUGUGCAGGUUUUCUGUGAAGACGUUAAUUGAUCGGUCCUGCUUUGAGACUAUUGAUGACUCUGCACCAGAAUUUGUAAAUUUUGCCUCAAUUCUUGAACAGAUCCUAUGCCAUCGCCUCAAAGGUCAGAUCACCUGGUUUGGAUAUGAAAGUCCUCGAAGCUUUUGGGAUUAUAUACGAGUUGCUUGCGCUAGGGUGUCACACAAUUGUAUCUGUAGCAUUGAGAACAUGGAAAAUGUCAGCUCUUCAAGAGCCAAGGGCAGGGCCUGGAUCAGAGUGGCACUAAUGGAAAAACGUCUGUCUGAAUAUAUCACAACAGCAUUGAGAGACUAUAAAACAACCAGGAGAUUUUAUGAUGAUGGAGCAAUUGUUUUAGGUGAGGAAGCAAAUAUGCUUGCCGGCAUGCUGCUUGGACUCAAUGCAAUUGAUUUCAGUUUUUGCCUUAAAGGAGAGGGCUUAGAUGGGAAUUUUCCUGCUGUCAUAGACUACACGCCUUAUUUGAAGUUUACACAAAGCUCUGACAGCAUCAGCAGUGAUGAAGAAGAGCUGCGUACACUGGGAAGCAGCGGCAGCGAGAGCAGCACCCCAGAGAAUAUUGGUCCUCCUCUCAUUAUUGACGAAAAUAGCUGGUACAACAAAUGCAAGCGAGUGGAGCAGAAGUAUCGGCUGGCGUUAGAGCAGAAGGGAUAUCUUGAAGAGUUAGUUCGUUUGCGGGAAGUUCAGCUUGCUGAAUCUGUAUCCCAAAAUAAACUACUUCUUCAGAGAAUUGAAGGGAUUCAGCUAAACCACAAAUUGGAAAAAGAACAACUUGAAUACAUUAUUGUAGAACUGCAAGAUCAACUGACUGUUCUAAAGAAUAAUGACUUAAGAUCAAGACAAGAGUUAACCACUCAUCUCACCAAUCAGUGGCCUUCCCCAGGAGCCUUCGAUGUUAAUGCAGUUGCCCUGGAUACAUUGCUCUACCAAAAGCACAAUGAACAGUGGGAUGACAAUACACUUCACAGCUUGGGCCAGUUAUCUGCAGAUGCCAGUAUGUCUCAGAUUUCAUUUGAUCCAGGACAUUCCCAGGAUGGCAAUGGAAAGCUCGAUGGAUCACACUUACGUGAAAGUGGAGGGAAAGAAGAUACCCCGUCAUUGCUUGGUCUGUGUGGCUCUCUAACAUCGGUUGCAAGCUACAAGUCUCUCACAAGCCUCAAGUCCAGUGAAUAUUUGGCAAGCCCCACAACAGAAGUUACAACUCCAGGAUUAACCCCAUCAUGAAGAAAUCAAUAUAAAAAAAACCGGACAGGCUUUUUGUGUUGUGUGCAUUCAAACUACAUUCCAUCUCAUCAUGGAUAUGAAGAAGAUGCCUUGUAAUGACAGAGAUUUUAUAUAAUUUUUGUUUUGCUACUCCGAAAUUAUUUUCUUUUUUAUUAUGUUUCAAACUACCUGCAGAACUGGAAAUGUAAUAGUGCAGAAUGUAUAAAGAAAAGAAUGGUUAUUUUUUUUUAUGCUGUAUUUUUUUGUGUGUGUGAUGUCUACAUGAAAAUAUUUCACCUCUCAACAUUAUAGAGUUAAAAAAACAUUACUGGAAUGGUAUCGCUCAUGAAUUCAUUUUACAGUUCCAAGUAAUUUAAUUAUUGUAUUAUCAAUAUAUUUUUUUACAUUGUUAGAAAAAAAACUGUUUUGUUAAAAACUACAUUUUUGCAUAUGUAGUGGAAAAAAAUAUAUGUUGCUCAUGAAUGAUCACAAUUUUAACACCAUCACACUUAGUGGGUCUGUUUAUGAGGGUUUAUACAAUUUUUUUUAUCCUGUUCUACAUUUUAGUCAUUUCUGUUGAUGUACGAAUACAUUAUAGGUAGAAAAAUCAGAGACAGAUAAAACAAAUGUAUUUUAACAGCAAAGAUCUUUUGACAAACCCAAAGAAAAGUGAAGAAUGUUAACUAAAAUAUAUACAGAACUACACAAGAAUUGGCUGGAUAGUUGGAAAUAAAAAUGGUCAAAUAUUCAGCCUAAUGGCAAAAUGUAUUCUGUGAUUGGACAGGAUUCACGUUGUGAACCUGUUUGUAUUCCAUCUCCGAUUGUCAGGUGCAUAUGUUCCCUAUAUUUACCAUUGUAAGAGUGAAUGUCCCCUACCCUUGUGCAACCAGUUGCGUGAGAGUAGUGCUCGUCAUUCACCUCGGUCAAAUUAAUCCGGGGGGAUUUUCACUCCCCAAAUCCAAGUUGGCGAGAGGGUUUAUGAAGCAGCAGUCUAAACCGCUGCUUCAUAAAUAUCAGUUGCAGGCUCAGAUAAACCAGCCUGCAACUGAUCGAAGUAUUCACCUCAUGAUAAAUCUUGCCCUAAUAAGGGUUUUGUUGCAUAUUGGAGAAAACAUAAUAUUUACUCAUCCUGUACUGUUCUUUGCAGUUAGUUAUCAAAGUACUAACUGCUGGAUAGGUUAUGCUUUUACACAUCAUUAAUUACACAGAUAUGUCUCAUCUGACAGAUAUGAAACAAGCAGUAAAUAUAUAUAGUGGAGAGGCCAAAAAGCAAAUUCUGUAACCUGCAAAUCGAAAAAUCUUGUUUAGUCAGUUUGCAGCACUUUGAAAUCCAAGGUUACAGAUUUUGCUUUUUGGCCUCUCUAGGGAGUGUGAGAUUAAGCACAGUUUUUAUACAAAACCAAUUGUGGCGUUUUUUUUUUUUUUUUUUUAAAGCAAACGUGUUUUUACUAAAUAGCUGACCACAUCUUCCAUUCUACAGGCACCAAUCAUUUUAAUCUGAUACAUAAUCAAGCUUGGCCUUGCAAAUUUAGCCAUCUAAACCAGACAUUAAGUCCAAUAGACCACUGCAAAUGAGUGUGGUUAUGUUUAAUAAUUAAAUAUCUUCCCCCUUUAAGCCACUUGCUGACAAAAGAUGAUGACUUUAGUGUCUAGGAUGUAAUAUACAUUUUGGUUCUAUGAGAAUAUAUAUAUAUAUUUUAUUUUUUUUUAACAACUUUUAAACUAUAGAUUUCACAAGCUGUGCCGAAUUGAAAAUGCAAACAAUGGCAACAAUUGUAUAUGGUAACACAUCAUUUGCCCAAUAGCAUCCUAUGUUGUGUAUUAUAUUUUGCUUGAUUUGUAUAAUGGUAUGUUUGUUUUGUUCUGUAUUUUUUUUAUAUCAUGGUAGAAUCUUUGCACUUAUUUUCCUUAUUAUGUAACAGCCAUGCACGACAGCUAUGCAGUGUUUCUGGAAGCAAAAGAGUGGAAAAAAAACAACAGAUUUGCGCAUCUAAACCAGCUGUGCACAACAGGUGCCAAAAGCCAUAUGUAUACCCCAAUGUCUCUGUCAGAGGCCUGUUUAGUGUCAUGGAAUUCUCUAGAAUACAUUCUAUUUGUUCUUUAAAAAAAAAAAAAAAAAAACACAUUCCAUUGUCUUCCCUACAACUUCUCAUACAUUUUUUUCUGUUUCAUCUCCUAACAAUGAAUAUGAUCUCAGAGUUAAUAUUAUUGCAAAGUGUUGCCUUUUACAGAUGCAUUAUACAAAUAGGGCAGUGCACCCUACUUACAUUUAAAAAACAAACAAACAGAUUUUUGACUUGUACACAGUUCAAGGAUUGUAUGGAAAAAUAUUUUAUAUUUUUUAAUUAUCUAAUUUACAAAAAUCAUUUAAUGAAUGUUCAUUUUGAAAUUGCAGUUUAUUUACUUAUGGAUUAUAAAUGUUGCCUUAUGCAGCAGUACUGUACAUAUGCGCCUCCAAUUUGUAGAUGCCCAUUGAUUAUACUGGAGCACAUCACCAUCCAUGAUGCUUUGCAUAACAUUUUUUUUUUUGUCACAGCCUUCUGUUUUAUAUUUAAUUACUUGUAUAAUGUUGUGUGUGUUUUGUUUGUUUUUUUCCUUCAAAAUCCAAAGAUGUUCUACAACAUGAAUUGUAAAUAUUGUUUUUUAAAAACUUGGUAUAGCAUAUAGGGAGCUCAAAAUAAGGGUUCUGUAAUAGGGUAAGUUUAUGUAAAAUGUUCAAAAAGCUGAAGGAUCUAUUAUUUAAAAUGCCAGUCUGUUUUUAUGUCAAUUGUGAAAUAAGUUUAACUACAAAGCAGGAAAUGGGAGACGUUUUAUAUGGCGUAAAACAAAAAUGAUCUCAGUUAUCACAACAUACUUACUGCCACAUGUUUUAUAAUUUACACAUAGUGUUCUUCCUUAUUUAACUUACUUUGUCCUCUGCAUAAGAUAGAUUUGCAGAUACAGAAAGUGUAUUUUGUUCAUUAAAGAUCAAGAAUGUUUACAAGAAUUACUGUAUGUAUGUAUAUAUAUAAAAAAACACCUUUCCUGAAUUCUCACUAAGAUGUUUUUGCUUACAUUUAUUAGUAUCAUCAGCUUGUAGUUUACAAUGUUUGUUUAACUUAUGCCAGGCAAAUAAAUGUAUUCUGAUUUCUAAA